AUGUCGAUACACGUGCGGUUGAAUACAAAUUCUGUUUAUUUAACAUUGAUUUUUUACAGAGCAAUAAAAAUACGCAUUCACUAUACCUAAUGGAAUCGAUGAAUUACCUGGGUGUUAUAUUGCUGGUUUUAACUCAGUAUAUAGAACCCGUACAAUCACAAGGUCCAACGAAUAACAGUAUUGCUGCGUCAAUCUCUGAUGCCGCCAGGGAAGUGACUGCAAGAAGAUCUGGUGGACUUGUUCAAGCACAAAGAGCUGCAUCAGGUCAAAGUGGCCCACAAGGAAUAGCCUCUCCACCUGCCGUUUCGCCUGUGGACACCCCUGUAUCAAUUCAUGCGCGAUUUUUUUCUCGAAGAGAAGCUCCAGACUUCGUUGAAGCCGUAGGUUUUGCAGGAGAUCUUGUUACGACUUCAACAGCUAAUUUUGCUGCAAGGAAUGGUGGUGCACUUCCAGAUUCUGCAGAAUUCAGGAGACAAUUGGUUCCUUACUGUCCAAUCCGUUUUCCAGUAUGUAAUCGAAAUGACUUGUACAGAACAGCAAAUGGCACUUGUAAUAAUUUACGUAACCCCUUAUGGGGUGCAUCUUUUACAACACAGGCAAGAUUUUUGCCUCCUGCUUACGGCGAUGAAUACAACCUUGGUUUGAUACCACGAAGAAAAAGUAUAACUGGAGUCCCGCUUCCUAGUCCCCGAGAUAUAUCCAACACAUUGUUCAAUACAGGGACAUCACCACCACGGAGUAAACGAUUUAAUAUAGCUUUAACUCACUUCGGACAGUUUAUUGACCAUGAUUUUGUUUCAACGCCCAUUCUUAGAGAUGGUGACAACGAUGUCCACUGCUGCAUUGGCAAUACCUCUGUCAACAGACCCGAAUGCUUUUCCUUCAGUACACCGCCUGGCGAUUUUGAAUCAACAUGCAUGCCGUUUGUGAGGUCAGAUUUUGGUGUGGAACCCGGAUGUAUUCCAGGACCAAGAAACCAAAUAAAUCAGAGAACAUCCUUCCUUGAUCUCUCUGUGGCCUAUGGGAAUACACUGGAUGGACAGAAAGAUCUACGGGAAGAUGGAACAGGACGACUUUUGGAGGGAUUAAACAGAAUUCUUCCUGAUGGACCUCCAGGAUCCGAAUGUUUAAAUGGAGAGACGUGCUUUAAAUCUGGAGAUAACAGACCUGCCGAAGUCCCUAUGUUAACUGUCAUUCAUAUCAUAUUCCUACGCGAGCAUAACAAUAUUGUAGAAAGAUUGAGGUCAUUAGGAUAUUCAGACGGAGAACAACUGUAUCAAGAGGCAAAGAAGAUCCUCACAGGAAUAUAUCAACAUAUUAUAUAUACUGAGUAUUUGCCAGUUAUACUUGGAGAUCAAGGAAUGGACAUAUUUGGACUUCGAAGUACUCCAAGUGGGUUCAAUACACAGUAUAAUCCCUCUGUUAAUGCUGCUACUCGGAAUUCAUUUGGAGCUGCAGCCUAUCGAUUCGGACACUCUCUUGUAGGAUCAUUAGUUGAAUCAUUCAAUGAGGAUUUUACUCCACGUGACAAGGAGCCAAUGGAAGAUCAUUUUUUCAGUACACGUUUAAUAAGGAAUUUUGAUGAUAAGUUUGGUCCAGACGCAAUUUCAAGGUGGAUGACAACGCAAUUCAAAAGUAAAUCAGACAGGUUUUUAACACCAGCUGUCAGAAAUAGACUCUUCCAAACAAAGCCAAAGAACGGUUUUGAUCUUUCUGCGCUGAACAUUCAGCGAGGUAGGGACCAUGGAAUACCCGCAUACAAUAGGUGGCGAAGGUUCUGUGGACUGCAUGCCGCUCAACAUUUUGGAACAAAUUAUAAUGGAUUGACCGAUCACGACUCUUUGUCAGCAAAAGCUUUGAAAUCCGUUUAUAGGAGUCCAGAUGAUAUUGAUUUGUUUGCUGGAGGUCUGACAGAGAAAAUAGCACCAGGGGCUCUAGUUGGACCGACGUUCAGGUGUUUAAUUGGAUUCCAGUUCAUGUUGUUCAAAACCGGCGAUAGAUUUUUUUACGAAAAUAAUUUCUAUCCAACAAGAUUCUCGGCAGCCCAAUUACAGCAGAUUAAGAAGCAGACCUUGUCGGCGCUGUACUGUAGAACUCUGGACGUGAAUACAAUGCCCGAGAGUGCAUUUGAUACUCCAUUAGCAGGGAAAGAACGCAAACCAUGUAAUACGUUUACUGGAUUGGACUUGAAACCAUGGGCUAAUAAAUACAAUCCUUACAAAGGAAAUAAAUGAUAAAAAUACAUAAAACAAAUAAAAAAAACAAGAACAAUUAAACGUA
This is a messenger RNA of Mytilus trossulus (common blue mussel), 2280 nucleotides long. RefSeq names its product peroxidase-like protein. NCBI's taxonomy places the organism in Eukaryota, Metazoa, Mollusca, Bivalvia, Mytilida, Mytilidae. The record is from RefSeq and is a predicted model, not a curated record. Gene Ontology annotation, molecular function: heme binding; peroxidase activity. The transcript has 12 exons. Gene Ontology annotation, biological process: response to oxidative stress. Bases 90 to 2234 code for a protein of 714 amino acids.